This is a messenger RNA of Aureobasidium subglaciale EXF-2481, 390 nucleotides long. RefSeq lists its product as uncharacterized. Bases 95 to 331 code for a protein of 78 amino acids. The record is from RefSeq and is a predicted model, not a curated record. The transcript is spliced from 2 exons. NCBI's taxonomy places the organism in Eukaryota, Fungi, Ascomycota, Dothideomycetes, Dothideales, Saccotheciaceae.
AGAAGGAGAUGGGAUGGAAGGGGGAGGAGGUGGUGGAGGAGGAUGAGGAGGUGGUGGAGGCGCAGGCACAGGCGCAGGCGCACCGUCCGGCACCAUGACAUUGCCGUAUCUGUUGCGGUUGUUGGCGUCAAGGUAUCUCUACAUCUUGUCAGCACUCGCUCAUCUCCAGCAUCGUUCGUCCAAGAACAACUUACUGGCACGCCGUUCACCAAGGUCUUUGUAUACGUGCAGCGACGAUUGCCGCUCAAACACUUUGCGCAAGGAUCCCUCUGAUCGCAAGCGAUCCAGCGAAAGUGGCACUCCUUGCAGCUGCUCAAAGGAGGCAUCUUGAUCUUGUUCUGGAUGAGAGAUGGGAGAGGGGUAUGCAAAAGUGGAGGACCCGGAUGUCGC